GUGGGGCAGGAGGAGGCCGAGUCGCAAGUGGCGGGAGUAAGAGGAGGGAGUGCGGAGCCUGAUUUUGGGGUCGUGGGGACUGGUGGAAGACCGGCGUGGAGGGCUGGAGGCGGCAGGGCCCGGCGAGGCCGCGAUGAAGCCAAGCCGCGAGGACCAGGCGGCGCCCGCUGGGGGCCCCUGGGAGGAGUGCUUCGAAGCGGCGGUGCAGCUGGCCUUGAGGGCAGGACAGAUCAUCAGAAAAGCCCUUUCUGAGGAAAAACGUGUCUCAACAAAAACAUCAGCUGCAGAUCUUGUCACAGAAACAGAUCACCUUGUGGAAGAUUUAAUUAUCUCUGAGCUGCAGAAGAGGUUCCCUUCGCACAGGUUCAUUGCAGAAGAGGCUGCGGCUGCUGGGGCCAAGUGCGUGCUCACCCCCAGCCCCACUUGGAUUGUCGAUCCCAUUGACGGCACCUGCAACUUUGUGCAUAGAUUUCCAACUGUGGCAGUAAGCAUUGGAUUUGCUGUGAACCAAGAGCUUGAAUUUGGAGUGAUUUACCACUGCACAGAGGAGCGGCUGUACACCGGCCAGAGAGGCCGGGGUGCCUUCUGCAACGGCCAGCGGCUCCAGGUCUCCGGGGAGACAGAAUAUUCAAAAGCCUUGGUUCUGACAGAAAUCGGUCCCAAACGUGACCCUGCUACUCUGAAAUUGUUCCUGAGCAACAUGGAGAGGUUACUCCACGCCAAAGCUCACGGGGUCCGAGUAAUUGGGAGCUCCACCUUGGCACUCUGCCACUUGGCCUCGGGGGCUGCAGACGCCUAUUACCAGUUUGGCCUGCACUGCUGGGACCUGGCUGCCGCCACUGUCAUCAUCAGAGAAGCAGGUGGCAUUGUGAUGGAUACCUCAGGUGGACCUUUCGACCUCAUGUCUUGCAGAGUGGUUGCUGCUGGCACCCGAGAAAUGGCGAUGCUCAUAGCUCAGGCCUUACAAACGAUCAACUAUGAACGGGAUGAUGAGAAGUGAAAGGGAGCAGAGGAAAAGAGAAAUGCAACCGCAGGACUGGUUCUUUCUGGGAAUGCUGAAGCCGGCUGCCAAUGCCCUGGGGAGGAAGCUGCCUUGAGCAGCCUGCACUCGUGUCAAGUGUCUCCUGCAUUCCUAACUACCCCAAAGGGAGGUGUCCUGCUAAAGUAUGUGGCUCUAGUUAAAUCCACAUCUUUCACCGGGAUUUGGUAUUUAGCUGGUUUCUGUCUUUAAUCUCACAUAGCCUUUUUCAGGUUAGUACAGUUUCUUCUAUCAGGGCCAAAACCCAAAUCUCACGAUGUACAUACUGAUAAUUCAGUCUCGACUUUUUUUCCAGAAUACAAAUCUCAGGUUAAUAAUGCUUUAGAACUGCUGAUAAAGCGGACUUGUUCUCAGGCCCUCACCCAUGAUUCUUCAGACUGUAAUAAAUCAAAAUAAUGGCACUCUGCUUAUCUUCUCCCUCCAUAAGUGUGUCACCUGUUUCCCCAAACAAUGCACAAAAUCAACAGCUGUAGAUGCAUUUAAGACUUAAUGACGACUAUUAGAAUAAUACCAAGAGAUGGAAGUAUUCUCCUUAGCCAGGGUCCCCAUGAACCAAACCAGUGGUAUCAAAGAAAUCAGAGAAUGUGUCUGAUGAGGUAUCAACCUGUUUUAGCCAGGUAGCUUGUUUGUUAAUUUCUUAUAUUUGAGCAUCCACAGUACCAAAGGUGUUGAUCCAGGUAGACUCCUCCUCGUUCAGCCAACAAGUAAUCUAAAGCAAUUCUGUUAUCUAAAACCAGCUUAGCAAGAAAGCCUAGGGACUUUUGUUGUACAGCUGUGGCUUUAGCAGUAGGCUCAGCAAUGGUUAUCAGAGUUAGGGAUAAGUUUCUGAUCACAUAUUCGUUUGUACAAACUCCAAGCCAAGGAAGAAGAGACCGUCCAAAUGAUGCCCAUCCAGAGGGGUUAGCAUCUGCUGGUAAACUUCUUUUUGGUCACUAGUAUAAAUUCAAGGGAGUGGACCAAUGUUGAGUUUCUGAAGCAUUAUGAAGGGACAAUGAGUAAAUGCAACAAGAGCACAUUGUCCCUUCAGCCUCCAGCUGUCAAGACAAUGAGUUAUAGAGGCUGUUGCCAAAACUUCCACAUACAAAGGUGCAGCCAGGAGGUGUACACAGGGCUCCUUUGUAAGAAUUAGCAUUUAUGGACCCACUGGUCACUGUUAGUAUCAUUCAGUGAAGACUCAAAUACUGUAUUAUCACAUAUUGAAAGACCAUCUAAAUAUAUGGGCCUGACAGCAAGCCUACAAAUGGUUGAUGCACUGGCCGCUCUUUUAUACAUGUAUUAACAGUGUUUUUUGCAUACGUAUUCAGUGGAUCUUGUUUUCCCAUCCCAGGGUUGGAUUAAACUGAGGCAAGGAACCAGGUAUAUGUGAAUUUAGUAUUUUAACAUUUAAAAGGGACCUGUGAAACAAUUGAGGCAUACAUGGCAUUCAGGAUUCCAGUGAAAUCACUUAUAGGGUGAAUAAGUGGUUUCUCUUCAUUUUUGGUUUAGCAUAACAAAUCCAGCAGUUAAGUUUCCUACAGUAACUUGUUUGUGAAAUCCUAAUUAUGAUGUUGCCUUCCCAUACAUUAAUAGAGAGAAAAAGCAGACAGCAAGUAGGAAAAAGGAAUAAAGGGUUCAUAUUGGA
Molecule: messenger RNA, 2660 nt
Organism: Pteropus alecto (black flying fox)
Lineage: Eukaryota; Metazoa; Chordata; Mammalia; Chiroptera; Pteropodidae
Gene: IMPA2
Product: inositol monophosphatase 2
Exons: 9
Coding region: 134-1000 (288 amino acids)
Biological process (GO): signal transduction; phosphatidylinositol phosphate biosynthetic process; inositol metabolic process
Molecular function (GO): inositol monophosphate 1-phosphatase activity
Source: RefSeq, a predicted model, not a curated record